Molecule: messenger RNA, 240 nt
Organism: Penicillium taxi
Lineage: Eukaryota; Fungi; Ascomycota; Eurotiomycetes; Eurotiales; Aspergillaceae
Product: Cytochrome P450
Exons: 1
Coding region: 1-240 (79 amino acids)
Source: RefSeq, a predicted model, not a curated record
AUGGUCGACGUCCGCAGUGCUAGGAACCGGUGCGGCAGUUUUGGUUCUGCUCUAUAUCUCGUGGUGUACUGGCUCUACCUUGGUCCACUGGCCGAAAUUUCUAUACCAAAGCUGGCGAUGCUAUCAAGCUGGUACGAAGCAUACUAUGAUCUGGUCAGCGAGGGCCACGGCGGCCAGUUCGUCUUCCAGGUCAAGCGGUUGCACGAAGCACGGCCCCAUAGUGCGGGUCGGCCCGAAUGA